Messenger RNA from Zophobas morio, 1658 nucleotides. RefSeq lists its product as uncharacterized. The record is from RefSeq and is a predicted model, not a curated record. The coding region runs from base 116 to 1363 and encodes 415 amino acids. The transcript is spliced from 2 exons. NCBI's taxonomy places the organism in Eukaryota, Metazoa, Arthropoda, Insecta, Coleoptera, Tenebrionidae.
GAAUAAGAAAUAUAAUUUUGUCAAUUGACCACUAUAAGUACCUGUUAAUGUUAGUUAUACACUACAAGCCCGAGGUCGUCUCACAAAUAUAUAAUCACCGUCGUUAUUCUAUUGGAUGUGUUACAGUAGUUUAGCAAUUGCGAUUGACAUGGAAAACGAGAUCAGAUCUUGGUUGAGUGUCAUCUUAAAAGAUAAUAUCGAUAAUUUGUCGUUACACAUUGUGGGAAAUUCGGAAAAAGGUGAUGGUUACGUUGGUGACAUAAUUUUUGUUACUUUAACUUCUGAAAAGGGUAAAAGCAAUCCGGAAUACAGUCUUGUGUUAAAAUGUAGCAAAAGAAGUCAAGUUUUAAGAGACUCAGCGCCGGUUAAGGAAGCGUUCAUCAAUGAAAUAUACAUUUACGAAAAGGUAUUGCCUGCUUUUACUCAAUUUCAGACAGCGAAGAACAUUCGUAACCCAUUUAAUAGCGUACCCAAAUGUUAUGGAACACUCGUCACCGACAACAUGGAAAUUAUUGUUUUUGAAAAUUUAAAAUCAAAGGGUUAUACCUUAUGGGAUAAGAAAAAACCUCUGACGCGGAAUCAUAUUGAAAUGGUUAUUGAAGAAUAUGCAAAAUUUCAUGCUGUGUCAAUUGCAAUGAACGAUCAGCAACCUGAAAAAUUUGGACAACUCAUCGACGGUUUUGUAGAUAUUUUCAAAUGUUUCCUGGAAUCAACAGACUGUGAAACACUUUUUGGAAAUAAUGUGGAUGACAUACAUGGCUUACUUAAGGAUGAACUCGAUGAUAAAACUUUAGAUGUUUGGAAAUCUUUCAGAAAACAAAUAAAUUAUAUUUUUACCGAGAUGAUUCAAGAAAUGAAUGGAGUGAAAGUGAUACGACAUGGUGACUGUUGGUGCAAUAAUUUCAUGUUCAAACACGAUAAUAAAAAUAACAUUUUGCCAUUGGAAGUCGCCAUAUUGGAUUGGCAGAUAUCGGUAUACUCAUCACCAAUUCUUGAUUUGUCGUAUUUUGUGUUUGCCAGUAUAUCUAAAGACGACAUCGAUGACUUAAACGAUAUUUUGGAACAGUAUUACGAAAAAUUAAAGUUUUAUACCACACAGUUGGGUUCUAAUUUGGACGUAUUGUAUCCAAAACAAGAGUUUUUAAACGACUGGAGAAAAUAUUGCAAGUUCGGAAUCUUAAUGAGCAGCUUGGUUUUUAAAAUUUGUGCUACCGAAAAGGAUGAAGUUUUAGAUAUUGCAGAUGCGGCUGAAAGUGGUAAUGAUUUUGGAAAGGCUUUCGACUAUGAGGUCAAGAAUAAAUCAGCUUUAAAAAAUAGAGCUAAAUAUGUUGUUCAGUAUGUGGUCAAAAAUAAUUUAAUUUAGUAUCUUGUUUUCUUUGUUAAACAUAUUUAAGUUAAAAUGGUGUGACAUUGUGUUCGAUUCAUCUUUUUGUCAUAUUUGUAUAGGAAUAUAAUUAUAAAGUGUCUCUCAAGGUCAUUCUCAUUUGAAAAUACCGCAAAUUGUAAUUUAGUAAUUUACGAUAAUUAGUGUUAAGAAAAAUUUUCCGCGAAUUUAUGUAUUAUUGAAUGCGUGUUGUGCACGCUACAUUAUGUUAUUGUUAAGUAAUGAUCUAAAACAAAACUCUACAAACUUGAAUAAUAAAUCCUUGCUAACUUUG